This is a messenger RNA of Didymella exigua CBS 183.55, 645 nucleotides long. RefSeq lists its product as uncharacterized. The transcript has a single exon. The record is from RefSeq and is a predicted model, not a curated record. The coding region runs from base 1 to 645 and encodes 214 amino acids. Lineage: Eukaryota; Fungi; Ascomycota; Dothideomycetes; Pleosporales; Didymellaceae. Gene Ontology annotation, biological process: mRNA splicing, via spliceosome. Gene Ontology annotation, cellular component: U4/U6 x U5 tri-snRNP complex; spliceosomal complex.
AUGAGCAAAGCAGGCGCAUACGGCAGUUCUGGUGGCGGCGGCGACACCGACUUCCGCAAGACAUGGGACCGGGAAGAGAUGGCCGUGAAGGCCAAAGAGCGCGAGGCAAAAGAGCGCGAAGAGGCAAAGGAGCGCUACGAAGCCAAAGCAGCGGGCAAGACCUACCGCCGCCGCGCGUCAACGCCCGAAGACCUGCGCCACACCGAAGCGCGCUCGGAGCGCAUCGACUGGAGCAAGAUGGUCGGAAAGCAGACGCUGACUUCUGCUGCGGCGGCGGUCGGCAAGCGGGGGAAGGGCGCGGGCGCGUAUUGCGCUGCGUGCGAUCUGACGUUUAAAGAUAAUAUUCAGUACAUUGAACACUUGAAUAGCAAACAGCAUCUUGUAGCUACAGGGCAGAGCGGGGAGGUGAAGAGGGCGACGCUGGAGGAUGUCAGAGAGCGGUUGCGGUACUUGAAACGCAAAGCGGACGAGGCGAAGCGAGAUGAGGUCGUCGACGUGGAUGCGCGGUUGGCGCUGGGGAGGGAGAAGAUGGAGGCAGAGGCUGAGGAGAGGCGGCGGAAGAGGAACGAGAAGAGGCGGGCGAAGAAGAAGGGGGAUGAUAACGCUAUGCAGUGGACGGGCGUGGGAGAUGGGGUCAUUGCUUGA